Molecule: messenger RNA, 2662 nt
Organism: Hyalella azteca
Lineage: Eukaryota; Metazoa; Arthropoda; Malacostraca; Amphipoda; Hyalellidae
Product: homeobox protein OTX2
Exons: 7
Coding region: 723-1937 (404 amino acids)
Biological process (GO): regulation of transcription by RNA polymerase II
Cellular component (GO): nucleus
Molecular function (GO): DNA-binding transcription factor activity, RNA polymerase II-specific; RNA polymerase II cis-regulatory region sequence-specific DNA binding
Source: RefSeq, a predicted model, not a curated record
UGAGGAGCGCGUUUAGAAUUCCUGCGAAGUCUGCGUUUUAGUCUGCUGCCGUCGUGGGGAUACGUCCUAAAUCGUUGCUUUUGUUGAACUUAUCCCUAAUCCAGCAAGGCAUAUAACCUUCUAGUUCUGGCCGGACGUGUUAUCUUCUAAAUACAUUCAUGAUGAUAGGAAUAAAAUAACAAAAUGCUUAGAAGGUCCUGAAAUAUUGGUCAUUUUUGUUGGACUCGGCAGAACUGAGGAGUCUGGUCAAACCCAGCGCUGUCGGCAUUCGCUCGCUGGCGCAGCAUUCGUCAGUUUGCGUGUAGAGCGCUACGCUCCACCCAGUCUGUGCCAUUGGCCUUAUCUCCACAUGGGGAGCCACUAAGAAUAUGGGCAGGAGUUGCUGUUGUGAACGUGCGCAGCGAACACAUUGCUCCGCCCUGUGCACCAGUCGCCUUUAUGCUGAAUAUGUUUGAGCUAUUGAAAACUUUGCCGUGGUGUCUCUCUUUCAAUUCCCGCAAGUUUUAAUGCCGUGGGAGUCACAUCUAAGCCUCGCUCUAAAGUUGCAAUCAAGAAAAACACACCCUGGACCACCGUAGUCUAAGCUUGCUUGUGUUAACUCAUAUAGUACGUCGCUUGAUGUGUUGAAAGCAGGUAGAAGUUUCUCAUCUCCCCCGAUCUGUGAUCUGGAACAACUGUACUCCUGCAACUGUGACGCUGAGGUCAUCGAAGGAAUUCCAACAAUGUGGGCUUCGGCUCAAGGUGGCGGAGGGGGAGGAGGCGUGGCGUUCCCAGGGUUCGGCAGCGGUUGUGGCGCGGGAGGCUCGGCAGCGGCUGCCGCUGGCGUGUACCUCAAGACGCCCGCGCCGUACGGCAUGAACGGCCUCGGCCUCGGCAUGGGGGUCGAGAGCCUCCACCCGGGCAUGGGCUACCCGCCCCCCUCUGAUUAUUUAUACAGUGAGUAUAAAUAUUCCUACAGGACAGCCACCCCAGGCCGCAAGCAGCGUCGGGAGCGCACGACGUACACGCGCGCGCAGCUCGACAUCCUCGAGACGCUCUUCGGCAAGACGCGCUACCCGGACAUCUUCAUGAGGGAGGAGGUCGCUAUCAAGAUCAACUUGCCAGAGAGCAGAAUACAGUUAAGGACGCGUCGCCCCCGUCGCCCCCGCCGUCCGUCAGUUCAGGGUCGUCCCUAUCCCUGCCCCCCUCGACCCCCUACAACCCCAUCUGGUCCCCUGACGCCGUCCAACAACCCUAGGGACGCGUCGCCCCCAUCGCCCCCACCGUCCGUCAGUUCAGGGUCAUCCCUAUCCCUGCCCCCCUCGACCCCCUACAACUCCAUCUGGUCCCCCGCCGGUAUCCCCCACCAGGCGUCCUCAUUACCCGCCAUGGGGGACCUCAUGGGGGGCGGGGGUCUCGAGAGGGGGGGUUAUGGGGGAGCCUGCUACCAGGGGUACGGCGCCCACUCCUACUACUCCAACAUGGACUACUUGGCACCCAUGACUCACUCUCAGAUGAGUUCAAUGAACUCGUUGAACCCAAUGAGCUCUGUUCACCACCAGCACCUGGGCGCUCAUCACCACUCCGCCUCGUCGGGGCUGAGUUCAUCACCGUUAGGUUCAUCCUUGGGUUCAUCACCAUUGAGUUCAUCACACCACUUGGUGUCAUCACUAAGUUCAUCAUCACUCAACAGCGGAGCUUCGCUCAACAGCCACACUCACUCUGGAGGAGCUCUGACUCACCACUCAUCCUUGAGUCACCCAUCCCUGAGUCACCCGUCCUUGAGUCACCCAUCCUUGACUCACUCAUCGGCUCUGAAUCAGGCGAGUCCUAGGAGUCCUUCAGGGGCGCCGGCGUCUCUCACGCCGCUGCCGCAGGACUGCCUCGAGUCCUACGACGAUAAGGCGGCGUCCGCCGCUGCGGCCUGGAAGAACUACCAAGGAUUCCAGAACUUGUGAAGGAGCGACACGCGACGACCACACAGCUACCAGGCCUGGCUUGGUACCAUGUAAAUGAUCUGUUGCCGCCAUGUGAGAAACUGGAUCGGUUUGCCGCCAUGUGAGGAACAAUAUCAACGGACGGCAUGUGAGAAAAAUGAUCGGUUGCCGCCAUGUGAGGAAUAGAAUCAGUCGCCGCCAUGUGAGGAAUAGGAUCAAUGGACGCCACGUGAAGAACAAGAUCGGUCGUCGCCAUGUGAGGAACAGGAUCAGUCGCCGCCGUGUGAGGAACAAGAUAAACGGCUGCCAUGUCAGGAACGGUAUCGGUUGUCGCCAUGUGAGAAACAGUUUUGGUGGCCAUCGGAAUACCACUUUUCACAUUUGAACACAUUUAAAUUUGUUGAAAUAUCUUAUAAAAUUCACAUAGCAUGAAGAGGAGUUCAGAUUAAUUUUGUAUUGAAAAUCUCGAAGUGCAAGAUCCCUCUGCCAUGUGACCAACAACGAAAAGUACUGGAAUAACUUUCAAUUAAUGCAAUAUUUCUUAUUAGUCUGAUAAUUAUAAAAAUAUACUUUAUUAAACAAGUCGUGAGAUAUUCAUUUGAAGCCAGUAACGAUAUGAGUGAAGAAUGUUUCAUUCAGAAAUAUAGCGAAGAAAUCAUCGCUGUGAAGUCAACGAGCUUUAGUUGAAUUGCUCGAGCAAAAAAUAUUCAAAAUAUUCAGGCGCUGUUGAUAGCCGAGUACGAUAA